Seminavis robusta is the source of this 1116-nucleotide messenger RNA. NCBI's taxonomy places the organism in Eukaryota, Bacillariophyta, Bacillariophyceae, Naviculales, Naviculaceae. The record is from the annotation of a GenBank genome assembly.
AUGGAUAAGGGUGACCAGGCUUCUCCAGCUGCCACAAUUGUUGCUGGCAUCGGCAGUAGAAAGUCGCUGGCCGCACCAGCAGACAAAUCUGACCAGCAGCAGGACAAUCAGAAGGACCUUCCUUCCAAACAAAGCAAACCAGAAUCUACUAUGCAAUUCAAAGAAACCACUACCAGUGACAUUGAUCCGACAAUUGCUGCCAUUGAUCUCACCGAACCAAAUUUAUCGGAAGACAGAUACCCCAUAGGUGCCAAAAAUAUGGAAGGAUCAUUCCGAGAGGCUGCACAAGCUGAAAUUCAGCCACUCCCACAACAGACAGCCCUUAACCGUCAACGGCCAGUAUCAAUACCAGGAGCCUACAGCCUUGGUGGCCGUCCUAAUGCCGCUGACAAUGCUGAUGACACCGAUAUUGUCCCAGUUCCUCCGUUUGCUGCCACAAUAUCUGCUCCAGCGAGCAAUGUUGAAGACCUUGAUGACGAUCAUUUGGUCCGUGCCAAUCCAGUACAAGAAGACCCAGAGGCACCCACAGAUUUGAUGCACGCCAACCCCAUGAAUCUGGAGGAACGGGAACGGCAACAGAAAAAACGCAAGAAGCAAAAUCAAACUUUUGUUUUUAUUCUGAUCCUAGUUAUUCUGGCUGGAGCGGCCAUUGUGGGCACGGUUGCUGGUACACAAAAGCAGCCAGACGAAACCAUUGGUGCUGCAACUCCUACACCCACUGCUUUUCUUUCCAUGGAACCAUCAGACGUGCCAUCCUCUGCCCCAACUGGAGCUCUUGACAUGCUGUUGGAUAGUCUUCCUGACUACACCUUGGCAAGCAUGAACAACGGCAGUGACACCCCUCAGUGGAAAGCAUGGCAAUGGCUGGCCAACCAUCAAAAUAUCACAUUUCUCCCAGAAUGGAGAAAGACACAGCUGUUUGCUAUGGCAACGUUCUUCUAUGCAUUUGAGGGAGAAAAUUGGAAUCCUCUAAUACAAGAGCGAUUGAUGGAUGACUCAGUGGAAGAGUGUGACUGGUACUCUGGUGGAUUUGGAUUGUUUAUUAACGGGCAGUUUAUGCCAUUUGAAGAUUUGGGUCUUCCGUCUAUUGACCCUGCAAUGAUCAUGGAAAGUUGA